Syngnathoides biaculeatus (alligator pipefish) is the source of this 1010-nucleotide messenger RNA. Its product is annotated as troponin I, slow skeletal muscle-like. Lineage: Eukaryota; Metazoa; Chordata; Actinopteri; Syngnathiformes; Syngnathidae. The record is from RefSeq and is a predicted model, not a curated record. The coding region runs from base 294 to 884 and encodes 196 amino acids. The transcript has 8 exons. Gene Ontology annotation, biological process: muscle contraction. Gene Ontology annotation, cellular component: troponin complex.
GCCGAGCGCCGCUUUUAAAAGAGAGGAGCGCUGCAGCGGAGCCGCAGCCUCAUCCCGCACACGCGGAGGGCGCAGUGUAGCAGAAAGCGGCGGCCGGGUCGGGCUGGGUCGGUGGCACGUCGGUCGGGGAAGGUCAGAUGUCACCACUGGGCCCCGUGCCAGCGCAUUCUUGGUGGACCAGACGCUAUAUCUCGCCCUCCGCUGGGCUGGUAUAAAGCCGGCGAUUGUCCGAGGGGGUCCAUUGUCGGGGGCUGUCCGAGUCUGAGAACACUCCAAAGGCACUCCGAGGUAAGAUGCAGACCAGAACGACAGCGAUCAACGCCAAGUGGGAUAAGCCGAAGUCAAAGAUCACGGCUUCCCGCAAGCUCUCCUUAAAGAUGCUGCUCCUGACGAGGGCCUGCGAGGAUCUGGAGAACGAGAGGCAGGAGAGGGAGGAGGAGAAAGUGCGCUACCUGGAGGAGAAGCUGCCUCCUCUGCAGCUGUCUGGGCUGUCGCUGGACGAGUUGCAGAACCUGUGCAAGCAGCUGCACACCAAGAUCGACGUGGUGGACGAAGAGAGAUACGACUGUGAAUCCAAAGUCAACAAGCACAACAUCGAUAUCCGUGAGCUGAAGCUGAAGGUGCAGGACCUCGGGGGCAAAUUCAAAAAGCCGGCCCUGAGGAAGGUGAGGGUGUCCGCCGACGAGAUGAUGAGGGCCCUCCUGGGCUCCAAGCACAAGGGCUCCAUGGACCUCCGCGCCAACCUCAAGUCUGUCAAGAAGGAGGACGUCAAACAGGACAAGGUGCUGACGAGCGAAGUGGGCGACUGGCGCAAGAACGUGGAGGCCAUGUCGGGCAUGGAGGGCCGCAAAAAGAUGUUCGACACGGGCGGCGCCGCGCAGUGAGCGCGAUUCCGAAGACGGGGUCCUGGCUUGGGAAAACGUAGGAACGAGCCUUCCUGUUUGACGGACACUUUUUCAAAUCACUUCAACUUUACGCAGGAUCCCUUUUGUAUUGCUUCGUAGGGGGAA